This is a messenger RNA of Gastrolobium bilobum, 1175 nucleotides long. RefSeq names its product peptide deformylase 1A, chloroplastic/mitochondrial-like. NCBI's taxonomy places the organism in Eukaryota, Viridiplantae, Streptophyta, Magnoliopsida, Fabales, Fabaceae. Gene Ontology annotation, molecular function: peptide deformylase activity. Gene Ontology annotation, cellular component: chloroplast; mitochondrion. Gene Ontology annotation, biological process: peptidyl-methionine modification; N-terminal protein amino acid modification. The transcript has 5 exons. Bases 7 to 780 code for a protein of 257 amino acids. The record is from RefSeq and is a predicted model, not a curated record.
GAAAGCAUGGAAGCGCUGCGGCGGUUAGCGGCGUCGUUCCGUUUGCGUCUGAUUCCGAUAUGUGUUCUCCUAAACUGUCUCGUAACACCUUCGGCUUCAGAUAACACCACAAAUGGAACCUCAGUAUCGACGACGACGACGAGUCGUUUCAUGUUCAGCUCGGCGGCAGCAGCAUCAUCAUCUUCAGGAUGGUUUGAAAAAUUGAACUUGCCGAAAAUUGUGAAAGCUGGAGACCCUGUUCUGCACCAGCCAGCGCGUGAAGUUGAUGCCGUCGAGAUGAAGUCUGAGAAAGUGCAGAAGAUCAUCGAUGACAUGAUUCGGGUUAUGAGGAAUGCUACUGGUGUUGGUCUUGCUGCACCACAGAUUGGAAUUCCCUUAAGGAUAAUUGUUUUGGAGAAUACAGAAGAAUAUAUGAGUUAUUUUACAAAGGAAGAGAUCGAAGCACAAGAUAGUAGACCUUUUGAUCUUUUGGUUAUCCUUAAUCCCAAGCUUAAGAAGAAGAGCAACAGGACUGCCCUAUUUUUUGAAGCGUGCUUGAGUGUUAAUGGAUAUGGAGCUGUGCUAGAGCGGUACCUUGAUGUUGAGGUUGAAGGUUUUGAUCGUUAUGGUGAAACCAUCAAAAUUAAUGCUUCUGGUUGGCAGGCCCGGAUUUUACAACAUGAGUGUGAUCACCUGGAUGGAAUCCUGUAUGUUGAUAAGAUGACACCUAGAACUUUCAGAAGUGCAGAAAAUACGAAUCUUCCUCUUGCCCAUGGGUGCCCCAAACUUGGCCCUCGCUAAUGCUGGUUUUUGAGCUUGAGGCUGGAGUUGCCUCUGGUGGCUGCUUCUGCUUAUACCACUUGAGCUCAUCUUCUGACUUAUUCUAUCCUAGUGAUGCUAUGAAGAUGCAGGAGAAUUUGCACUUCUAAUGCAUGAAAGUGGUACAAAAGUUCUUGUUAGUGUUAAGAAAAACCAUUUGAAUGUGUUUUAACUUGUUUGUACGGUUGAGCCUAAUUUUGUAGUGAAAUUAUUCAAUCAUGAUGUUUAUUGUUUAGAGACAAGACGAGACUUAAAACAGAUCAUCGGAAUUUGACCUAAAAGAAAAGAGCAGACAAUAAGGAAAAUAACUCAACGUUGAAAGUGCAUGCAUAUAUACGAAUUAUAUACAGUGUUCAACAUAUCUUAAUUCCCCGUAA